Moneuplotes crassus is the source of this 1550-nucleotide messenger RNA. The record is from the annotation of a GenBank genome assembly. NCBI's taxonomy places the organism in Eukaryota, Ciliophora, Spirotrichea, Euplotida, Euplotidae.
CUCUCACAAAAAUGGAGGAAACCAAAACCGCCCAAAUUCUGACACCUAAAGAAGAAGAUAAAGAAAAUAUGAGUUCUAGUUCAUCUGUAGAUGUCGCCAGUGACAAAUCCAACCAGCUACAAGCUGAAGAACAGAAAGAGAGACAAGAGGAACAGGAAGAGGGUAAGGAAAGCCAGAAACAAGCUGAGUACUCACAACAGGAAGAGGAAGAACCAGAGGAGGUAUUUGGAGCAGAGAAUGUAGAAGAAACCCAGAUUUUAAAGGAAGAGGUCAAGCAGAAGUUAGAGCAACUAAAACAAGAGAGUAGAAUUAAGAAAGCUAAUGAUGAGCUGAAGAGGGCAGAAUUAGAAGAAGAUCCUAUAGCAGGGAUAUGAAUUAAAGCUGAUACUAGGCUUAUGCCUCAAACCCGAAUCACUAGGUUAAGCAGACAGCUUGAAUUCUGCCCACUUCAGAAUAUUGAGCAGCUUGAAUAUAAUGAGAUAAUGAACAAGACAGAUGAGCCUGUACUGAAGGAUGUAUUCAUAAUGGGAGUUGUUGUUGAAAAAGAAAGACUAAGUACUUCAUUUAAGACAAAUAAGAAGGGAGUACAAUUCAUUAGAUUCAAGCUUAGCGAUCUGCAGACGUAUAACCCAAGACUUGUCCAGAGAGUUAAAUAAUAAUACCUUCAAUGAGAAAAGUGAUCCUGAAAAAGUAAAAGUUUACAGAAUGAUGAAAUUCACUCCGGAUUGAUAUAAAAUAGUAAAUUGAAUGUUAUUUGGAGAAACAGCCAAGAAGUUCUCUGAUGAAAUCUUUCAUGGAUACGUUAUCAUUAUGAAGAUGCCUAAAUAAUAUGGAAUCGGGGAAAUAUAUCCCCGUCACCUUAAAAGUAGACAAUGAAACUAACUUUAUGGCAGUAGGGGUUUCAAGAGAUUAUACAAUUUGCUCAGAAAAAGACUGACUUGAAUUUCUAAAUAGGCAGAAGUCUUCAAAGUGAAAGUAUCAUCGAAUGAAAGAGGAAGAUACACACCUUCAAAUGAUCAAGUCCCAGAGGCCUUUCUUAAGAAGUAAUUUUGUUAAUAGUAGUCGUCAGAAGAGGAUCAAAGGGUUUGAGAAUGGAUUAGUAAAGAACCAACCUCAAAAUUUUUCUAAGUUCAAAGCUCCCAAAUGGGAUCAAAAAUCAAAACAGAAACCUAAGAGAAAAGUGUUGUUCCAAAAUGACGAUUUUACAAAUUAUAUUGAAAAAUAGAAAGAAGAAGCAGUUACAAACAAAUGCUUUGGAUAACCUGAAAACAACAGAAGGAGAGUUUAUGAAGAAGAUGCACACCCCUUUGUACAAAGAAAUCAAAACUUUGAAUGAAAAAUCGAAAGUAAUGCUUGAAUCUUCUACCCCAAGUGAAAAGACUCUUGAUGAGUACUCCAAGUUAUUGAACCUUAGUAAGAAGAAAGAGAUUAAAAUGUCAGAUAUGAGAAUAGUCGGCCCUGGUGAUGUAUCCUCUAAGCCAGCAAAGACAUCACCAAAGAAGUUUGUGUCUUCGAGGUCGCAAAAGUUACUGAAAGCGCAAAAGAAAUAA